AUGCAUCGUCUUUUUGCUGAGCUGGAGCCAUCUUUAACCGUCACAGAGCAAAACCUGGCAGACCGAGUUCGGUAUAUCUUGCGCUCAAAUAUAUUUGAUGUCGCCGAACUCGAACGGCUACGACGUGAGGCUGUUCCCUCGUCGGAUGAGAAUGCUACGGCUGAGGAUGCGGCGCUACAAAUGAACGCCUCUCGAAAAUCGACCGCGACUUCCCCGCAUAGCCAUAAGCAAGCGGAAUCGGGCUGUCGUGAGGGCUCUGAACCCAAUGCUGGUUACCUAUUUGGAAGCCAGCCGGGACUUUGCGAGACGGACUCAAUUCUUUUUGGCGCCGCGCUGGCAGUCUGCCGUAUCAUAGGCGCCAAGGUUUCCACGGCUGGACGCGCUACUGGCCAUAGUAGCGCUAUCCCAGCAUGGAGAAGAAGAAUUGAGGAACGUAUCGCAAAGGCUAGAGCUCUCAUCGGCAGACUGAUAUGCUUCAGAUCAGGCAACAACAGGCCAAGAAUUGUGCGCACCGUCAGGAUGGCGUUUGCUGGGACAAAUGUCAGUUUGUCCCAGCCGGAUAUAACGCAAAAACUGACGGAGCGCAUAGAUGAUCUGAAGCAGAGAAUCGCUGCUUGGGGAAAGCGGAUUCGGCGAUAUACCGAGAGGUCGACACGGUUCAACCAGAAUCGUCUCUUCCAGAGUGAUCAGAAGAGGCUCUAUGAAUCAUUGGAGCGACCAAUGGUAAGUGGAACGGGUCCAGCACCGAAUCAGGCCGACACGGUAGCAUUCAGGCGCGGCCUGUGGUCAGAGCCCGUAAACCACAGCGAGGGCCCUUGGACGGAAGUUGUGGCGAGUCAGUGUGCGGGUAUUACGCCCAUGGACCCCGUCAUCAUAACGCCGGAUGACGUAGCUGAGGCGGUCCGUAGGGCCCCGAACUGGAAAAGUCCGGGGCUUGACGGGCUGCAUCACUACUGGCUGAAGGGGUUCAUGGUGUGUCACUCUGUGCUCGCCCGACAGUUUCAAGAGGCUCUCAACCAGAAGUCGCUCCCAAGCCUCUUCACUACUGGGAUCACUCAUUUGGUUCCUAAAGACCAGGGAGCCCAAAUAUUUAAGGGAACCGACCCUAUUUAUCUGGUCACAGUUACAAUUUGGAGAGCUCACGGAGCGAAAACUACAGUUGUUAUUGUGUACUUUAAGGCUAUUGAAAAGUGA
Molecule: messenger RNA, 1194 nt
Organism: Parnassius apollo (apollo)
Lineage: Eukaryota; Metazoa; Arthropoda; Insecta; Lepidoptera; Papilionidae
Source: the annotation of a GenBank genome assembly